Messenger RNA from Paramecium tetraurelia, 1512 nucleotides. RefSeq lists its product as uncharacterized. Gene Ontology annotation, molecular function: ATP binding; protein serine/threonine kinase activity. Gene Ontology annotation, biological process: signal transduction; endocytosis; peptidyl-serine phosphorylation. Gene Ontology annotation, cellular component: nucleus; cytoplasm. Lineage: Eukaryota; Ciliophora; Oligohymenophorea; Peniculida; Parameciidae. The record is from RefSeq and is a predicted model, not a curated record. The transcript has 7 exons.
AUGAUUAAUUAAAAGCUGAUCAACAAUACAUAUACCAUCAAAAAGAGAAUAUCCUCUGGUUCUUUUGGAGUUGUUUAUUUAGGACAAGAAAUAAACACUCGAAAUUUUGUGGCUAUAAAAGUGGAUAAGGAAAAAAAAGAGGAGUCUAGUCUUUAAAGAGAAGCAGAGAUUCUGAAGAGACUAUAGCAUUUGAAACACAUUCCAAAAUUAUAUUGGUCAGGGAAGGACGGAGAUUCAACCUAUCUAGUGAUUCAAUACCUAGGAAGAGAUUUGACUCAUUACAUAAGAAAUUACAGAAAAUUUUCCUUAAAAUGCGUUCUUAAUAUAGCAGAACAAAUGAUUAUCAUCUUAGAAAGUUUACAUAAACACAAUGUGAUUCAUAGAGAUAUAAAACCAGAAAAUAUCUUGGUUGGAAAGGAGGAUGACGAAAAUCAACUUUUCAUUGUAGAUUUUGGAAUCAGUAAAUUCUAUAAAGAGUAAAACGAGUCGCAUAUAUCUUUUAAAGAGAAGUAACCCUUUAUCGGAACCACUCGAUAUGCAAGCAGCAAUGCUCACAAAAGACUAUCACUGAGUCGAAGAGAUGACAUGGAAUCGUUAUGUUAUAUGCUGAUCUAUUUACUAAAAGGUUAAUUGCCAUGGUAAAAUCUUCAAUUUACGUCAGAGGAGGAUAAGAUAAAUUAAGUUGGCCAAAUGAAAAUGAGACUGGAUUCAAAUGAAUUGUGCUAAGGAUUACCCAUAGAAUUUGCUAUUUAUUUAGAUUACGUGAAAGGAUUGCAUUUUAAGUUAGAGCCUAAUUAUAAAUAUUGUCUAUCGUUAUUCAGAAAGGUUUCAAAAGAACACAAUUUUUCAACGAGAGAUCUUAUUUUUGAUUGGGUAAUCUCUUAGAAAUCUGAGAGAGAUGGAUAAUCAUCUGAGAGGGAUGGGUAAUUAGCUGAGAGCAAUCCUUUUAAUAGCAAGCCUUCUUUAUUUAAAAAAUCCAAAGAUGAUCCUUUAGGUUCAUAAUUAAAUUAAUCAAUUGAAUAAGAAAAUAACUAAUUAAGAAAAAUGCCUGAUAAAAAGAGAUGCACUCUGACACCCGAGAUCAAUAGAAAAAAAAAUAGACUAUUGUCUGUUAACAGUAAUAAUGAUACUGUUUCAGAUAAUGACUUCAAUAAUAGUAUUAUGAUUGGAAUACAACCAAGUAUUCUAAGUAGACUAAGCAAGAUUUCUUUUAAUUCAAACUCAAAAUUCUAAAAUAGUAUAUCUAAUAAUUCAGUAAAUCCAAAUGUCAAUCAGUUCAAUCAUCUUCUUUCAAUUUCUCCGGAUUCUGAUUUAGAGAAUAUUCUUAAUGAAUAUCAACGAAAAUCUCAAACAAUUCAACCAUAUAAUCAAAUUCUAAAUGAUGAUGAUACUACCAUUGAAUUCCAGAUGAUGAAUGAAGGAGAUGAAGGAAUAGAGCGGAAAUAUAUAGAGCUUAAACUUCGUUUUAUUAGAGCUCGUUUUAAACCUAGACUAAACAAUAGCCUAAAAUGA